AUGGUCAAGGCAGUUGUUGCUGGUGCGGCAGGAGGCAUUGGACAGCCUCUGUCCCUCCUUCUCAAGUCCUGCCAGCUUGUUGACGAGCUUGCUCUCUACGAUGUUGUCAACUCCCCCGGCGUUGCUACCGAUCUGUCACACAUCUCCACCCCAGCAAAAGUAACGGGAUACCUUCCCAAGGACGAUGGUCUGCAGCAUGCCUUGACUGGCGCUGAUAUCGUAGUCAUUCCCGCCGGUAUUCCUCGCAAGCCCGGCAUGACCCGUGACGAUCUCUUCAAGAUUAACGCUGGUAUCGUCCAGGGUCUGAUUGAGGGUGUCGCCAAGUUCUGUCCCAAGGCCUUCGUCCUCGUCAUCUCCAACCCUGUCAAUUCGACCGUCCCCAUCGCCGCCGAGGUGCUCAAGAAGGCUGGCGUCUUUGACCCCAAGAAGCUCUUCGGUGUCACCACCCUCGAUGUCGUUCGUGCCGAGACAUUCGUUGCCGAGAUCACUGGCGAGAAGAACCCCGGAAAGUUGAACAUUCCCGUCAUUGGCGGUCACUCCGGCGAGACCAUCGUCCCUCUCUUCAGUCAGGCACAACCCAGUGUCAACAUUCCCUCCGACAAGCUAGACGCGCUCGUGAACCGCGUGCAAUUCGGUGGUGACGAGGUCGUCAAGGCCAAGGAGGGUGCUGGAUCAGCCACUCUUUCCAUGGCCCACGCUGGAUACCGUUUUGCCGAGAAGGUCAUCAGGGCGUCCAAGGGUGAGAAGGGCAUCGUUGAACCCAGCUUCGUUUACCUUCCUGGCGUCGAGGGUGGCGAUGUCAUCUCCAAGGCCACUGGCACUGAAUUCUUCUCUGUGCCUAUCGAGCUCGGCGUCAGCGGUGCUGAAAAGGCCAUUGAUCUUGUCAGCAAGGUCAACGACCAUGAAAAGAAGCUUCUCCAGGCUUGCUACGACGGUCUGAAGGGCAACAUCGCCAAGGGUGUCGACUUCGUUGCGAACCCCCCUGCCAAAUAA
Molecule: messenger RNA, 993 nt
Organism: Plenodomus lingam JN3
Lineage: Eukaryota; Fungi; Ascomycota; Dothideomycetes; Pleosporales; Leptosphaeriaceae
Biological process (GO): tricarboxylic acid cycle; malate metabolic process
Cellular component (GO): cytoplasm; cytosol
Molecular function (GO): L-malate dehydrogenase (NAD+) activity
Source: RefSeq, a predicted model, not a curated record